AUGAAGCAGCCGUCAGGUGGAGAAGCCAAGGCCGUUGGUCAUGAAUUGGCCAGUGUUCUUCCCAACGAUGGCAUUCCAUGGUGGAAGAAGAGCCAUCUGAUCAAGCUCAACUUCUGCAUCGUCUCCUUCAUGCUGUUCACCAGCUCAAACGGCUUCGAUGGCUCUGUCAUGAACGGCUUCCUGGCCUUGUCUCAGUGGAAAGACUUCAUGGGCAAUCCCACAGGUGCAUGGCUUGGCUUCAUCAACGCUAUGUACUCUCUCGGAGCAGUCAUUGGCUUUCCGCUCACCGCGAUGCUUUGCAACCGCUGGGGCCGCAAAAUCGGCCUUUGGCUCAGCGUGUUCAUCUCCUUGGUGGGCACUGCGCUGCAAACCGCUGCUCCGAAUCAAGCUGCGUUCAUCACCGCCCGUUUCUUGAUGGGCGUUUCCCAGGGUCUUUCAGUUGGAGCGCCCCUGUUGAUCGCCGAAAACGCGUUCCCCACGCACCGUGGAAUUGCUUCAAGCAUGACCUUUGGCACAAGGAACAUGGAGGGCUCAGCAGCCUGGCGUAUUCCCUCUGGCCUGAUGGCGCUUUUACCCUUGAUGACUGUGCCUGCUCUGUUUCUCAUGGAUGAGUCCCCCCGAUGGCUGGUAUCUAUGGAUCGCGCGGACGAGGCAAGAAUGAAUCUUGCUAAGGCCCACUGCGGUGGCGAUAUCAAUGCACCUCUUGUCACAUUCGAAAUGGUCGAGAUUGAGGAGACUCUGAAGGCCGAAAAGCUUGCUAAUGACAGCACAUCCUGGGCUGAUUUGUGGUCUACUCCUGGAAAUCGUCAUCGCCUUUGGAUCUCUGUCUCGCUGGGCAUCUUUGCCCAAUGGUCUGGAAAUGGAGUGGUAUCGUAUUACUUGGCGAUCAUUCUGGAGUCUGUCGGUAUUACCUCAGUCACGGAUCAGACACUCAUCUCCGGAUGCCUUCAGAUCUGGAAUCUUAUUUGGUCCGCGGCGGCUGCCAUCUGCGUCGACAAAGUUGGGCGCAAAGCUUUGUUCAUGGCUAGUGGUAUUAUCAUGCUCGUCUCGUACAUCAUUGUCACGGGUCUAUCGGGAAGCUUCGCGACUAGCGGGAAUGGUCCCACUGGAAUUGCAGUUGUUCCAUUUUUGUUCAUCUACUUCCUCGGAUACGAUAUUGCCCUCACACCCCUGGUGAUCUCAUACCCCGUUGAGAUCUGGACGUACCAGAUGAGAGCUCGCGGACUGGCAGUCUGCCAGAUGGUCUCGCUUGGGGCCAUCUUCUUCAACACCUUCAUUAACCCUAUCGCCCUGGACGCCAUUCAGUGGAAGUACUAUUUUGUCUUCGUUGCGAUUUUGGUGGCAAUGCUGGUGACGGUAUGGUUCACUUACCCUGAGACUCGAGGACGAACACUCGAAAGCAUCGCCUGGCUGUUUGAUGGAGAUGAGGCAAACGUUGGUAUUGCCACCGCUGAGAACACACUCAAGAGCACCAAACAGCAUAUUGAGGACCAUACUACGGACGAAUCUCAGGAGAAGCAGUAA
This is a messenger RNA of Colletotrichum chrysophilum, 1524 nucleotides long. RefSeq lists its product as uncharacterized. Gene Ontology annotation, biological process: carbohydrate transport; transmembrane transport. Gene Ontology annotation, molecular function: carbohydrate:proton symporter activity. Bases 1 to 1524 code for a protein of 507 amino acids. Gene Ontology annotation, cellular component: membrane. The transcript is spliced from 4 exons. Lineage: Eukaryota; Fungi; Ascomycota; Sordariomycetes; Glomerellales; Glomerellaceae. The record is from RefSeq and is a predicted model, not a curated record.